AAGGCUAAGACAAAAUAGAUACAGUUGUUUCGAUUUACAAAACAAUACCCAUUUCGAUUAUUUAAGAUGAAGUUGAUUAUCUCGUGGACUUUUCUGCCGUUUCAGCUCUCCUCCGGAAAUAGCGUCAGCCAUGACCUUCCUUCUUCGGAUCACGUCUGUCAUGUCGACAGUACAGGCUAACAUCCCUGGCAUGUAAGGCUAGUUGUAGAAAAUGUGCACUUCUACAUAGAUGGUGCUGUCAUUAAGGUUCAUUUGUUGUGGUUGGAGGGAACAUAUGUAUCCAGGUGUCUGAUGACACACUGUUUAAUUUGGGAACAAUGGUGAAAUAUUUCCACUGCGUUGGGCUUCUCAAGAACACAUGGGACCAAGUCUGCCUGGCUUUCUGGCAGCGAUACCCCAACCCCUACAGCAAUCAUGUUUUGACGGAGGACAUUGUUUUCCGCGAGGUGACUCCUGACAACCGGCUCAUUUCCAGACGCCUGCUGACCAAAACAAACAGAGCCCCACGCUGGGCCGAGAAGUUCUUGCCCAAGCAAAUGGCCCGCUUGGCGUACAUUGUCGAGGACUCUAUUAUCGACCCAAAGAACCGGACCAUGACCACAGUCACCUGGAACAUUACUCACGCGCGCCUCAUGUCAGUUAAGGAGCACUGUGUUUAUGCUGUAAAUCCUGACAACAGCAACUGGACGGAGAUAAAGCGUGAGGCAUGGAUCUCUUCGAGCCUCUACGGGCUUUCCAGAGCCAUCCAGGAAUUUGGUGUUGCAAGAUUCAAGACCAGUGUUACCAAAACCAUGAAAGGGUUUGAAUAUGUUUUGGCUAGAAUGCAAGGCGAGACACCCUCCAAGACGCUGGCGGAGACGGCCACAGAGAAGGCCCGCGAGACGGCUCUGGCAGCAAAGGAAAAGGCCAAAGACCUGGCGUCGCAGGCCCAGAAGAAGCAAUAUGUGUGAAUGGGUGGGAUGUGGUGGUGCUCGUGCUCUCCCAUGUGCUCUUUGGGAUGCCACUCAUGCUCCCCCCCCCCC
Molecule: messenger RNA, 1022 nt
Organism: Alosa alosa (allis shad)
Lineage: Eukaryota; Metazoa; Chordata; Actinopteri; Clupeiformes; Clupeidae
Gene: prelid1a
Product: PRELI domain containing 1a
Exons: 7
Coding region: 318-950 (210 amino acids)
Biological process (GO): phospholipid transport
Cellular component (GO): mitochondrial intermembrane space
Molecular function (GO): phosphatidic acid transfer activity
Source: RefSeq, a predicted model, not a curated record